AUGGAACAAAAAAAGGGAAAAACUCCCUCUCCCUUCUCUGCAGGGUAUAAUGUAGACAGUUGUAAGAAGGCAGGUGACACACCACAAGCGAAGAAGGAAGGGUUGAAUGAGGAUGGAAAUGAAUCAUUAGACAAAAAAAUUCAAACUUCCUUCUCAGAGAAACAGACUGCAGAAGAGAAGUAUUCAGAGAAGGAUGAGCUGCCGAGCGAAAGUAUCCACAGAAGACAACAGAACAUCAGCUCUGCCCAGUCUGUGCAUGAUACUGUCAGACAUCAAUCUCAACGGUCAUCUGGCCCCUCAUACAACCAGCUGUUCAACCGCCUGAGCCCUGUCUACAGCAGCAAAACACAAGGACCCCUGUUUGACAUCAAAUGUCUGCAGCAGUCUGUGUGUCGGCUUCAUCUCCCACACUGUGAGAUCCGCUCCACAGGUGGAGGUGAGUUCUUGUCAGUCGCUCAUGUGAACGACGAGGGCAUCGAGUUUAUCGGCCCUCAGAAGAUCACAGAAACUCACGUUGUUAUAAACAUCACAGGGUUUUCUGGUUUCGGUAAUGUCAAGGAUGAAGACUCGCCGGCUGACCCGGUCCGAGCGCUGGUUCUGCUGUUCUACAGGCCCCCGGCUGAUCCCGACGCUGAAUCCCUCCUCAACGUGUUGCUGCUACCGAGGAACGUGGUGCUCCGGGAUGUGCUGCGCACCAGGAAGAAAUUAGUUGGAGAUGAGAGCUACAUAGAGACGUCCCCACACUGUAAACUGCAGCCAAAGCAGGAAUACACACUGUCCACUUGUCCUGCAGAGGACUCAGUUCUAGUUCAACCAACAGAAGCAGAGUUUGACUGCGACAACUACGAUAACUACUUCCCAUCAUUCCAGGUGAUUUUAGAAACAAUGAGGAAACACGUGAAGCUGUUUCUGAGAGACACCAACAGCUCCCACAGUGUCUGGGAAAGACGAGUUUGUCUCACUGGAGUAAAAAGGUCCUGUGGGCCGAGCGCUCUGAAUCUCUCUUCAGAUAAGAGGCUGUUGGACAUACGGAGCAGCUUCAUCGAGGGGAUAUCAGGACCGGUUCUCACAAGUCUGCUGGACAAACUGUUUGAGAAAACGGUGAUAGCCGAAGCUGAGAGGGAGUCAGCGGACGAGAUGCAGAACAGAAGAGACAAAGCUCGUUUUGUUAUCGACUCAGUGAGGAAGAAAGGUGAAGCUGCUAGUUCAGAGAUGAUUGAGUUCCUCUGUGAGGCCGACCCCUUCCUCUGUGAACAUCUCGGCUUGAUCUGAAGACAAAUCAACAGGUGAUGCAGAACAUGUUGACCUGGU
Molecule: messenger RNA, 1311 nt
Organism: Micropterus dolomieu (smallmouth bass)
Lineage: Eukaryota; Metazoa; Chordata; Actinopteri; Centrarchiformes; Centrarchidae
Product: NACHT, LRR and PYD domains-containing protein 1b allele 3-like
Exons: 3
Coding region: 1-1272 (423 amino acids)
Biological process (GO): regulation of apoptotic process
Source: RefSeq, a predicted model, not a curated record